UUCCAUUUUAUGGAAUGAGCCUUAAACAAGUGAUCAACAUUGUCUGAAAUAUAGCUCAAAUCACAAAACAACCUCAGUAAGACUUCAGUGUUUCUAUGUUCAGAUCGCUAUGAAUUACAGUCUUUUGUCAUACCUGUACUGAAUUUCCACCUCUUUGUGCGCGAACGCUUUGCGCAGUCGCUCUGAUUGGUUCGUUUCAGUACAUAUGAAUUAUACAUCUCACGUUGCGUAAUUUUCCAGUCAAUAUGAGACAGAUGGCGCAUACAGCAACUUACUGACAAGAAGUUACUGGGAAACAAAACAGAAAUACAGAGAAAUACGCGGCCAGAUAGGGUAUGAAUAAAUGGUAGCUAAAAACAGCUCUUCACAAAUGAUGAGGAAAUCCGCCGUGUGUUGAUAGCGCCAUGGAUGAUCAGUGUCAGAAUGUGAUUGACGAUUUAUUCAGCGGUCAAUGGACUUUCUGCACCUGUUUGCAUCAGGAAAAAGGCUCUCGCCGCUGGGGAAGCCUCUCUGGGUCCGGCCGAGCAGUUUCAGCACCAGCGCCGACGACGGCAUCAGCCCAGCUGACGUAUUCAUAAAGCAGAGCAAAAGCGAAGAUUUCACACGAUGUCCUCGGCGGUAUUAGAGAAAUUGCUCAGAGGUCGUCUCUUUCAUGCCAGGCAGUACCUCAUGGGGCAUAAAUCUACCAUCACAAUGGCACCCGCUGAAAACUGUGAUAUUCUUAUGACAUUCCCAGACACCACAGAUGACCAUACGCUGUUAUGGUUACUGAACCAAAUCCGAUUGGGAAUUCCACAAAUCAAAAUUCAGAUCCGACAGCAUAAAUACACUCACACCUAUGCAUUCUUCAUUGCCUCAACCUUUGAGAACUUGUUGCGUGGAGCUGAACAGAUGGGGAUGCAAAAGGCAGUGAAGCCACGCUAUGGAGGCGGCACUCGCAGGUUUUCAUGUGAGGAGGAUGACAUCUAUGAAAACAUCGAGAGUGAGCUAUGUUUCUUCACAUCACAGGAGCGUCAGAGUAUUAUCAAAUAUUGGUUGGAUAAUCUGCGGGCCAAACAGGGCGAUGCCCUUCAUAAUAUUCACUUCCUGGAGGGUCAACCAAUCAUACCAGAGCUUAUAGCCAGAGGAGUGAUUCUUCAAAUGUUUCCCCUUCAUGAGCAGAGAAUCCUGAACCAGUUGAUGACGUCCUGGGUUCAGGCAGUCUGUGAGAGGCAACCUCUAGAUGAUGUGUGUGAUUAUUUUGGCGUGAAGAUUGCCAUGUACUUUGCAUGGUUGGGCUUUUACACCAACUCUAUGCUGUAUCCAGCAGUGAUUGGCUUUCUGCUCUGGAUCUUUGCUGAGUCUGAUCAGACAAGUCAGGAUAUCUGCUGUGUGGUAUUUGCCAUUUUCAAUGUGGUGUGGGCAACACUGUUCCUGGAGAGAUGGAAGCGGCGGGAAGCAGAAUUGGCAUACAAGUGGGGAACGCUGGACACCCCUGCAGAGUCACUAGAGGAACCCCGUCCACAGUUUCGAGGAAUUAAGCGUCGCAGUCCAGUGACAGGCUGUGAGGAGUUUUUCUACCCACCCUGGAAGAGGAGAAUGUUCCGCUGGUUGGUCAGCUUUCCCAUCUGCAUCCUCUGUCUCUGCUUCGUCUGCUUGGCCAUGUUUAUCUGCCUGGAACUUCAAGAAUUUGUCAUGGAAACAAAAGAGUUGCCAAGCAUAUGUAGAUUUAUUCCCAAAAUUCUUCUGGCUAUAACUGUUACUGUAUGUGAUGAAGUGUACAAGAAAAUAGCUCUCUGGCUCAAUGAUAUGGAAAAUUACAGACUUCAAAGCACUUAUGACAAUAAUCUCAUCCUCAAGACUGUUUUUUUUCAGUUCAUAAAUUCUUACCUCAGCCUUUUCUACAUCGGAUUUUAUCUCAAAGACAUGGAGCGGUUAAAAGAGAUGCUGGCUACGUUAUUGAUCUUCCGCCAGUUUCUACAAAAUAUCAAAGAAGUGCUACAGCCAUAUCUCUAUGAGCACCAUAAAUUAGGUGCUUUGAGGACGUUAUGGGACUUAAUUCAAACCAUGCUCCUGAACUAUAGUCAUUUGAUAGUGCAAAGGAUACGACUGACUUGCCAAGCCAGUCUGGACAUGAAUAAAAGUGGCACGUCUCCAGAGCAAUCAGAGAAGAGAGAGAGGAGGAGUUUAAUCGCCAGCUACAGAGUUCCCAAAACAGAGGAAGGUGAUGAUGAUGCUGGUCUGAAGCAAAGGAAGGUCAGCUUCACCGAGAAGGUGGAAUACAAAGACAAGGUUGUGGAAGCACCAACACAGGCCAGCUUACAAGACGAUGGCAGUCCCACCCUUGUGGAGGAAGGAAUGGAUCCAUCCUUAAUAUUUGAUAUACGUGAUGAUGACGAUGAUGAUGAUGACAGAGAAAUGGAUGAUUCUCUGAGUAAACCCCUAGGACCUCAGAGAAAAAAGACAAAAUCUGCUCGGGACAACAACAGUACGGAAAAGAAAAUGUCCUGGAUGGACCCUCCAGAGGAGCCUGAAUCUACUGUUUUGACCCAGCCGGAAGUUGAAAGUUGCAUGCUAAUUUAUGAGGAUACUCUCCAAGAUUACCAGGAGAUGUUCAUACAGUUUGGCUAUGUUGUGCUCUUCUCUUCUGCAUUUCCUCUGGCAGCCAUGUGUGCACUCAUAAACAACAUUGUAGAGAUCCGAAGUGAUGCCUUAAAACUUUGCACAGGCCUCCAGAGACCCUUUGGGCAAAGGGUUGAAAACAUUGGACAAUGGCAGACCGCAAUGGAGGCAAUGGGUCUGAUUGCAAUAAUUGUGAACUGUUACCUUAUUGGUCAGUGUGGACAGCUGCAACGACUCUUCCCCUGGAUGAGCCCUGAGGCGGCCAUCAUUUCUGUUGUAGUAUUAGAGCACUUUGCCAUUCUGCUCAAAUAUGUAAUUCACGUUGCAAUUCCUGAUAUUCCAAAUUGGGUAGCAGAUGAGAUGGCCAAACUUGAAUACCAGCGGAGAGAAGCUCUCAAGAAACAUGAACGCCUCGCACAGCAGCAUCAACAGCAGCAGCGGAGGAAGACUGAAGAAGAAGAGGAACAUCACAAAAUGGCAGAGGAAUUGGCACGACAAGACAGUGAGCAAGACAAGUCUGAUCUCAGUGGGGGUGAGGACCAUCAUCAUGAAAAAAGCCCAGGGGCCAAGUUCAGCUCCGGAGGAGAUAAACUCAAGAGACCCAGCUCCCUUUUAGGCAACAAUAACGUAAUGAAACUCAAACAGAUAAUCCCACUUCAGAGUAAAUUCACCUCUACCACUUCUCCCACAAGUGGUGAGGCCAAACUUCCGGGUUUUCUGAAGUUCCUCAAGUCCCAAGAGUUAAAAAAGGAAGCCGCUGCUGCAGUUGCACCAGCAGGUACACAUGGGAGCCAUGAGAAAUCACAGUCUCCCAGCAAGUCCUUCAACCCAGGAAAACGCUUCAACUUUGGAAAAGAAACUGCAUGUACUGGUACUGGUUCUGAACAGCAAGCGAAACCAGAAGAUGUCUCAAGGGCCACUAAUGCACAACACACAAAUAAUGACCAAAGUUCCUCAUCAGAAGAGCUUCCAUCUGAAGUUGAAAAGACUGAGAGCUCAGACUUUGGUAAUAAUCUUUCAAAAAAACAGUGAAUUAAAUGGUUAAACAACUUAAUAUAUAGCACUGAUUGUAAUGUUUAACAUUUGCUUAAAUGUCAUCAAGCAACCAUGUAGUGAGUGGAACUGCAUGUCAAAGAUCAUUUGGUAACACUUUAUUUUACAGUGUCAUUGUUACAUAUGUUACAUGUAGUAAUAACUAUAAAUUAUGCAUAAUUACAUGCAACUAACCCUAAACCUAACCCUAUAGUAAAUACAUGUAUUUACUUAAUAUUAUUCAGUACUUAAAUGUACAGUAUAAUUACAGUGUAACAAAGACACCUUAAAAUAAAGUGUAACCGAUCAUUUUAAUACAAUAUAUUAAUCUGAGAUCUCCACAUAGUUUACAAACUGAAGGCGGCAUGAUAAAUCACCUGCAUGAUAAAAUCUGUUUAGGCAUAGGCAAGCAAGAAACGACGUUUGAAUGAGCACUGUCUUUAAUCAAAAAAAUGUACAGAUUUUCUAUUUUUCUACGCAUUAUUAUUUUUCUUAUAUGAAACAGUAAAUAUGACAAUCUAAAAAUAUUGUAUUGUCCUUGCUGACUUUGAUCUCAUGAGUGUGAACCCAUAAUGCAAUAAAAUGAAAUUACUGUGAAAAUAAAUUUUAAAAACAGUAUAUUAGACACAUUAUACACCAAGUAACUUCAGAGCCCUGUUUUUUUUUUUUUUUUACUUUUGUACUAUUAUCACAAUACCAAAUAAAUGCACCUCAAAUGGCUUUUAAAAAUGAAGUAUAAUGCUUAAAUAAAAUGAUACCAUACAUCAUGACAAA
Ctenopharyngodon idella (grass carp) is the source of this 4407-nucleotide messenger RNA. It is a transcript of the gene ano8a, whose product is annotated as anoctamin 8a. Lineage: Eukaryota; Metazoa; Chordata; Actinopteri; Cypriniformes; Xenocyprididae. The record is from RefSeq and is a predicted model, not a curated record. The transcript is spliced from 17 exons. The coding region runs from base 607 to 3633 and encodes 1008 amino acids. Gene Ontology annotation, biological process: chloride transmembrane transport. Gene Ontology annotation, cellular component: plasma membrane. Gene Ontology annotation, molecular function: chloride channel activity.